This is a messenger RNA of Chaetomium strumarium, 1293 nucleotides long. RefSeq lists its product as uncharacterized. Gene Ontology annotation, biological process: protein histidyl modification to diphthamide. NCBI's taxonomy places the organism in Eukaryota, Fungi, Ascomycota, Sordariomycetes, Sordariales, Chaetomiaceae. Gene Ontology annotation, cellular component: cytoplasm. The coding region runs from base 1 to 1293 and encodes 430 amino acids. Gene Ontology annotation, molecular function: protein binding; diphthine methylesterase activity. The record is from RefSeq and is a predicted model, not a curated record. The transcript has 2 exons.
AUGGCGGUGACUGAUGAUGGCAAGCUUUUCCAAUCCAUCAGCUCCCAGAUUCUGGGCCUUCCACCUAGCUGUGUGGAGUUUUGUCCUGCCUUUCCGUCCUAUUUCCUUGUUGGGACGUAUAGCCUUGAGGUCCAAACCCAGAAUGCGGGGGCGGGCAACGGGGAUGUAGACUCCGGCGACGAGCGAGACGGGCAGCCUGCCGAGCCUGCGCAGCCAAAACAGCCGCAAAGCCGCAACGGCAGCAUCGUCGCAUUUCAGAUCCUGGACGGGGCCAUAAUUCAUGUAGAAACUGUGGCUCAGCCCUCGGCUCUCCUGGAUCUCCGCUUCAACCCUCAUGAUGGCUGCCGUGACAUCUGCGCCGUGGUCUCAAGCACGGCCACUCUUGCCCUGUUUAGGCUCUGCCCAGACGGCGACCGACCCCUGAUGCAUCUCCGCACGAUGGGCAUUGCAGCAAUGUCUCGCGGUGAAAUCGGACCGUCACCGGGACAAGAGAUUCUGUUCCUCUCGUUCGCUUGGCACCCUACGCGAGCAGACAUGAUGGCCAUCACUACCUCAACUGGGCACGUGUACCUUGUGCACCUGCCUUCAUUUGAUGGAAAUUGGGAGCUCAGCCCAGAGCCUGUCAUCACGCAUAUGCUCGAGACCUGGUGUGUCGCCAUCUCCCCGUUCCCAGCUGCUCCAGAGCCGUCCGUUGAGACAGCAGGGUCCCCUGGGUUUUCCUCGCGAGUGUAUUCUGGAGGCGACGAUUCCACACUGCGCUGCAGGAUCUGUAACUGGAAGGAAGGGGAUCUCACUGGGUCCUUGCCGGCCCUCGAGUCGAGGGGCCACGGUGCCGGGGUGACGGCGAUCCUUCCUUUGUUCAAGCAAGAGGACGGUCAUGAAGUCAUCGUCACGGGAAGCUAUGAUGAGCACAUCAGGCUGUUCUCGGUUCCGCCUUUUGGCAAACCACGGGGUCUUGCUGAGAGCAGCCUUGGUGGCGGGGUAUGGCGACUGAAGCUAAUUGACCUGGGGAACAAGCCUAACCAGGACUACACCUGGAAAGCAAGGAUACUGGCAUCUUGCAUGCAUGCUGGUGCUAGGAUCGUCGAGCUGCUGAGGACGGCAGACGGCGAGUAUCAGUUCAAGGUCGUUGGCCGCUUUGAGGAGCACAAAAGCAUGAACUAUGGCAGCGACUGCCAGCCGGGGACGAAGGGCGAGUUGACAAUUGUGUCGACUAGCUUCUACGAUAAGCUGUUGUGCUUGUGGCGGAUCCCGGGGCCCGCAUCCACUCUGGCCGUCGGGUGUCAAACCUGA